AUGCUUAUGUACUUUGAAGAAUGCUCUGACGAAAGCGAAGACGACUUGUAUGCGGGACGCGACGAAGAAAGCAUUGAGCGGCUCGAGGAGGAAAUCAGUCAGCUAAAUGACACGAUUGAUGGAAUCGAAGCAUACCAUAUUGUCGACAAACUAGGCGAAGGCACUUUCUCGUCCGUCUACAAAGCCAUUGAUAUACAUCAUGAAAUGUACGCGAAUGCUGAGUGGUUCAAAAGCAACACGCCUUACAUCAAACCACGAGAGCGCAGUCGUGGUGGAACAGUCUAUGUUGCGCUAAAGCGUAUUUAUGUUACUUCUAGCACAGCACGAAUUCUAAACGAGCUAGAGAUUAUGGAGUCGCUCCGUGGUGAGCCGUACAUCUCGUACCUGAUAACGGCAUUCCGCUCAGCCGACCAGGUUAUGGUCGUCAUGCCGUAUACCCGGCAUUCGGAGUUUCGUGACUACUACCGGAUCAUGCCGUUGUCUGACUUCCCGUGCUACUUCUACUGUCUGUUUUCUGCGUUAGAAGCUAUGCACAGGCAGGGCAUCGUGCACCGUGACAUCAAGCCGGCAAACUUUUUGUACGAUCCUCGCACGGGCUACGGCACUCUGUGUGAUUUUGGCCUCGCCGAGCGUCUUGACGCCUCUGAAUGGCAUGGAAAGUGCCAUCAUACCCUACCCUCUCCAGAGCAUCCGCACGGUGAGCAAUGCAUCAAUUAUACCACACAAAGCACACAUAUACAGCCAGGUGGCGCUUUGGCGCGGUCCGAAGAUGGUGGUAAAUCCAGCUCAUAUGUCAGCCGCAUGGCACCAAUGGGCCCACCAGACCGUGUUGGCUAUCUGCGCAAUGAUCCACGGCCAAGCAUACGUGCAAAUCGUGCGGGAACGCGCGGUUUUCGUGCGCCAGAAGUGCUGUUGAAAUGUCCAGAUCAGACGCCUGCCAUCGAUAUAUGGUCAGCGGGCAUUGUGUUACUAUCAUUUCUAUUGCGCCGCUUCCCGCUGUUCAAUGCAAAUGACGACACAGAGGCACUUUUAGAACUUGCGGCUAUCUUUGGCCAGCGCCGUAUGGAGCAAUGUGCCAUGCUACACAACCGGACAUUCUCUUGUAAUUUGCCGACGGUAAAUCACAGCGGCCGUCGGAUCCCGGAGUUGAUCCAGCAGUUUCGUCCCGACUUGUUUGAGCCUCCUGACGGCUGUCCAGAGCCGUCAGACUAUCGCCAGCAGGUGCAGUACGUGGUCCAUCUAGCGAGCGUUUGCUUGUAUUUAGACUGUACACGGCGCUGGCCAGCGAGUCGGAUUUUACAACAUGCAUUUUUCCAAGACGUCGCCAUUUCUCCAGACGCGGAACUAUCUGGGCCAUAG
Malassezia globosa CBS 7966 is the source of this 1359-nucleotide messenger RNA. RefSeq lists its product as uncharacterized. Gene Ontology annotation, molecular function: protein serine/threonine kinase activity; ATP binding. The transcript has a single exon. Gene Ontology annotation, cellular component: nucleus. The coding region runs from base 1 to 1359 and encodes 452 amino acids. The record is from RefSeq and is a predicted model, not a curated record. NCBI's taxonomy places the organism in Eukaryota, Fungi, Basidiomycota, Malasseziomycetes, Malasseziales, Malasseziaceae. Gene Ontology annotation, biological process: mitotic DNA damage checkpoint signaling; protein phosphorylation.